Girardinichthys multiradiatus is the source of this 8583-nucleotide messenger RNA. It is a transcript of the gene fhip1b, whose product is annotated as FHF complex subunit HOOK interacting protein 1B. Gene Ontology annotation, cellular component: FHF complex. NCBI's taxonomy places the organism in Eukaryota, Metazoa, Chordata, Actinopteri, Cyprinodontiformes, Goodeidae. The transcript has 12 exons. Bases 839 to 4270 code for a protein of 1143 amino acids. The record is from RefSeq and is a predicted model, not a curated record. Gene Ontology annotation, biological process: early endosome to late endosome transport; endosome to lysosome transport; lysosome organization.
UAUUUAUUUUCUUUUGCUGGGGUGGCAGCAUUGCGCCUCCUUGAUGUCACAAGUAUUAGUACCUAGUGUACAUUUAACGGAACCGGUUCGGUUUUUGCCCCGGUAAGCCCCCCAUGCAGCUGUGAGCAGCGUCGCUGUGACUCAGUGAAGCCGUGUGGGAGGAGUUAAAGCAAGAUGGCUGCGGGUGAGGGAAGAGUGUUUGAGAAAUCAUCAAAUGGGAUGUUUAUCUGUCGCUAACAGGAUGCACAACUGUCCCGAAGAAGGAGUGGUCAAUUUGUUAGCGUCGCCGGGUCAGAGUGGAGCAGUUCACCGGUUGUUUCUGCGCUGUGUUUGUUCCCGUCAGCCGUUUAUUGCUCUGACAUUGUGGAAUUCAUUAACGGCUAGGCGUUAGCAGGCAGCUAGCAAGCAGGUAGCUAUCCGAGGAAAUCUCCUGUCUACAACUGCUGAGACUCCUGCAAAUAAACACGAGUGGCGUCCCCGUCCUGACUGGCUAUGGAGUGGAGUUGGCUUCAGACUGGAUGACAGGGUCCACAGGGAGGACAGGAUAAAAAAGUCUCUAAAUCAGCAACACGCUUCCCAUUGGCCCCGGCUGAUUGGCAGUGACAGCUCGUUCAAGCGUCAUCCUUUUUCUCUGAUUGGGAUCACCUCCCCUCCCCUCCCCCCUCUCUGUCCCUCUUCUCCUACUUUUCCUUCCUCCUCUGUCCACAUCUUGUCCUUUAGUUCCCCUCCUGAGCUCUCUCUUUCUGCCCUGCCCGCAUUGUCUCUGUACUCAAACUUUCUCCCUCCCCCUGGUUUUUGAGUCUGUAAGGCCUUUCACCUGCCUCCCGCCGGGUUUGGAAUGAGCUGGCUUAGCAGGUUGAACCCGCGGUCCGGCCGCAGCGCCGUCCCCUCCGCCGCCCCCUCCAGCCCGUGCACUGCCGACCCAGAGACCUGCCUCAUGGUGUUUGAGAACCACUGGAGACAGGUCUCUUGGGUCUUGGAUCAGCGAGAGACGUCAUCCUCGAACGACGACCUGACAGCGGUGCGGAAUAACACCGACCAGAUGUUAUGUCUGCUGGCAGAGGAGCGACCCGCUGAGAGCACGGAGGGGGGCCCUCGUGUGGCGCCCAUGGGCCCCAUACUGGAGCUCGUCGUCACAGAGAACAUCCUGGAGCGCCUGGUUCAGUGGCACCUCCGGCGCGGCCUGGACCCAGACAGCCAGGGGGCUCUGCUCAAGUUGUUUGAAAUGCUCAUCGGCCAGUCCCAGCAGCCUCUGCUGCAGCACACAGCCGUUCUUCACCCCCUGUUGAGGCUGCUGGGAGCAUGUGCUGACCCAGAACUUGGCUGUCCCCUGGCCUUGGAGAACAGCCUAGUACUGCUGCUUAAUCAGGUUUGUGUGUCCAUGGCUCGGCAGCCGGUGGUCCUAGAGAUGCUGUUCCAGGCUGCUCCGGCCCAACAGGGUUCCACCAAUCUGCUGAUCUUCUCGCUCCUAGUGCCGUUCAUCCACCGGGACGGAGCCAUCGGGCAGCAGGCACGAGAUGCGCUGCUGCUGGUGAUGGCGGCAUCAGCAAGUCACGAGGCAGUGGCGCGCUACAUCGCUGAAAACUCCUAUUUCUGCCCGGUGUUGGCGACAGGGCUCAGUGCCCUCUACUCCUCUCUGCCCAGGAAGAUCGAAGUGCGAGGAGAUGACUGGCACUCCCUGCGGCGGGAGGACUGGAUGGGUGUGUCGUCGCUCGUGCUUUUUAUGAACUCUUUGGAGUUCUGCAACGCCGUGGUGCAGGUUGCGCAUCCCAUGGUCCGCUCUCAGCUCCUGGAUUACCUCCACAACGGCUUCCUCGUCCCCGUCAUGGGCCCUGCCCUGCACAAGUCGUCGGUGGACGAGAUGAUCGCCAGCACCGCCUACCUGGAUCUUUUCUUGCGCAGUGUAACGGAAACAUCACUCCUCAAAACCUUCCUGCGCUUCAUCCUGCUGCAUCGCCAUGACAAUGACACCAUCCUGGACACGCUGCUCACGCGUAUCAGCAGCAAUUCAAGGCUCUGCAUGGUCUCACUGAGUCUCUUCAGGACUCUCCUGUCCCUGCAUUGUGAAGACAUCAUGCUGCAGCUCGUUCUCAGGUACCUUCUGCCCUGUACCCAUGUAAUGCUGAGUCAACGUCGCGCUAUCAGGGAGACGGAUAUGUACGGAAAGUCGGCGAACAAGUUCCUGUCCCUGAUUCCGGAGUGCUGUCGGCUGAAUGCGGCGAGCUCCGCCGAUCGGGAUGAUGAUAAUCCAUUCUGGGGCAAAGUACUGACCAAUCCAAGCACUGAAGCUCCAACUCCACCCAGACCCAGCACCCCUUCCCGCUUAUCGUUCUUCAUGUGGCAGCAGAGCAGCGGCGGUGGAUCAGGAGGAGGGGGCUCUUCUAACCCCGCCACUGUGGAUCUACUGCACUCGGGUCCAUCCGGCCCCCACGCUUUGUCCCCCGAGAGUCCGAUGCACCAGCAGCAUACCCACACAGACUGUCUAGAGUGGGAUGCGGGCUACCUGGAGUACCUCAAGGAUGCACGUCGGGGAAUCGAGCAUUGCUCCUGGGCCUGCCGUGAUUGGUCUGCACCUUAUGAUGGAGAAAACCCUUCUCCGAGCGCAGCCCCUGCACCUCCGCCUCCCCCUACCUCCAAUGCCUCCAUGGCUAUGUUCCCUGAGCACUUCUCUUUCCAGCAUGGAGGAAGCAGUAACACUCCUCCAGCCCAGCAGAGGGCUGCAGCGCGGUCAGAAUGGAGCAGUUCGGACCGGGACAGUGGGGAAUGGGAUGUUACGAUAGGCAAGAACAACUGCAUCAGCCUCACGCCACGGUCCAAGAAGCGCACCCUGCAAACGGAGGAACUCCUUCCUAAACCUGUGCCGCCUCUUGUCCCCUCCUUAUCCACAGCCUCCUCUUUAUCAACUUCACUAUCCAGCUCUUCUCCAAGUCAGCACAUUUCUACGUCCACCAUCACUGUGAGCUACCAGCCUAUGUAUAAUGGAACAAUCGGGCAGGGGGACGGUUGUUCUGACAGUCGGGAUAGAGGGCUAGAAGUAAAGAAAGUUAAAAGAGACUUGGGAGAGCAACAGUUCUUGGAUGAAAAUCCCAAUCAAAACGGAUCUCCCAUCUCCUACCCCUCCCACAGUCGUGCUACUGCCCCCCAGUCUAUUUUCAGCAACAGAAACAGCAGCGAAGUGAAACCUCUUCAGUUUCCUACCCAGGUCUCCGUCCCUGAUACCAAACAGCUGACCAACAACACCUCAGGCCCAUACAGCACAUCCUCAGAGCUUCCAGAAACCAUCCAAUCACAACAAUCUGUGGAGCGGCUCAUUGAAGAACUGUUGGAACAGGCUCCAGACGACCCCCAGCUCCCCGGAGAUGCCAACGGUCAGGGCAUCAGCAUCGAGGCCUUCACCCAGGAGCUGAGAGAGCUGGAGGACCGGGUGAAGGAACGAAGCCAAGCCGCCUGCCAGCUGUCCUCUGCAGCUGCAGACUCUCUGUCCGCUGAGCAGCAGGAGGAAGAACAGCUUUCCACAGCCCUGCAUUCAAAACUAGCUGGUGACGUGAAGGGAGAGGGAUCUGAGGUGGGAAUCUGUAGUCCUGCCAGACCACUUAACCAGCCUGCCUCGCAACCAUAUACCGGCCCAUUUAUGGUGGUUCUGUUUGCCAAGCUCGAAAACAUGCUCCAAAACUCAUUGUACGUCAACAUCCUGCUCACUGGCAUCGUUGCCCAGCUGGCCUGCUAUCCUCAACCCCUCCUACGCUCCUUCCUGCUCAACACCAACAUGGUCUUCCAGCCCAGCGUCAAGUCACUGAUCCAGGUUUUAGGUUCUGUGAAGAACCGCAUUGAGGCAUUUGCAGCUUCUCACGAAGACUUCCCUGCUUUGCUGAGGAAAGCCCAGCAGUACCUGGUGGCUCGAGGGAAACUGGACUGGACUGACAUACCUGCAGCAGUUCCCCCACUGCGGCGCUCUGAUUCAUUAGUAAAAAGUCGGAAGCCGUCUCUUGGAGACCUGAUCCUUCGACACACCAAUAGUCCCACCCGGGCUCGGCAAGCCGCUCAGUUGGCGCUCGCUCAUGUUCGGGACGGCGGCCAAUCACUGCACAGCACUCUGUUCCGGGGCGGCAGUGGCUCGUCUGGGCUGGAGAAGCAAGCCGAGGCGCUGCGCGUGAAAAACGCAGUCUACUGCGCGGUUAUUUUCUGCGAGUUCCUCAAAGAGCUAGCAGCCAUGGCUCAAGAGCACACCGUCACUUUACCUUUCCCUCAGAGCCAGAAGGCUGAAGAAUAGAUCGGUAAACACACACCCAUAAAACUUGGCUCUUGGCUUCCUCUUUCUUUGUUUUUGAAGCCUAAAUGUAUUUCUCCCUUCACCAGACUGGAGCACAGAGACUUUCUGUCACUAAAAUAAUGGUCUGCACUGGUGCAGAGAGAAAACCAGGCGUGGCAUUUUUCUACCAAAAUUAUUAUAAGAUACUUAAAGGACUGGAAAAUGAAGAGUUUGUUCAUAUCAUGUAUUAUAUUUACAUUCUGUACACAGGAAGUCUCAGUAAACACUUGAGAUUUAGGAGCUUGUAAAUACACAUACCAUGCCAUGGUAUCAUGUGACAGUAAAGCCACAGAUUAAAAGAAGUAGGUGCACAUAUUGGUGCUAGUUCAUACUCCUUAUGUUUUUAUUUGAAAGGGUGCUCUCAGGUAGCACAGACACGAAGGUUGCUUCCUCAUCAAAAUGGAGACAAACACCAAAUAUUUCUUGGCAGGAAAACGUUGAAAGUAUAUGAGAGUUGAUAUUUAUACAUCAAGCUCAUCUUAGCUUUCAAUAAUGCUUUUUAUCUCUAUUUAGGACUGGUCGAUAAAGACCAGGUCCGACUUGAUAAAAUUGUCAGAGCCCAUUGUUUUAAAAGAAAAGCUAAAAACUGGAAAAAACAAAGAUUGGGAGAACUUUUUUGUUUCUGUAAAGGAAUUACAACAUGAACUGAAAAGUGUUUCUUAAUUAGUAAUUGUGCCAUUUUUAUGUUUGAAAUGGUUUUUUUUCUAUUAAUUUGCACCAUUUACUUGACAUAUCAGCAGCAUGUGGGUGUAGGCAUGUGCCGUUGUGCAAGUUUAUUUUAAUGAAUGACUCCUUUCCAAAGGGUGACAGCACUGUGUCAAGUCAAGUUUGUAGUUAUUUUAGGAGGUCUGUGAGUUAGUAUUGUUUAUUUUCUAAGGAGCCUGGGCAUAUUUUCAAUUGACUUAGAAUUGGUGAAAACAAUCUCUUGAGGCAUUCAAUGUUCUCAGUUCUUUAUUUUUAAUAAUUGAGCUACAAAUUAAGUUUUGAAGAAGCCAUCUCGAUUCAGUUUGAACUUUUUUCUUUGUCUUGUGUCUUGGUUAAAAAAAAAAAGCCAGACUAAUCAAAGUUUUUGUCUUGAAAGUUAACAUGCUGCUAUAUAUGUUUUUUAAACACUAACAUUGAUUGAAUUAGUGUCAUAGCUACUUUUUCUUCAGUUUGUUGUGAGGUACCAAACAUAAAUGUGCAUACCAGGAUGUUCAAGUGCCGAAGCCAUUUGUGAUCAAUGGUUGAAUUAAGUUGCAGUUAUUCAGUGUUCGAAGCUUUUGCCAAGUUUUCCCUUCAUUUACUUAAAAAAACUGUUAAUUUUCUUUUAGAAAAUCAUUUUUUUCCUGCACUUCUAAAAAAAUUGAGAAAUCUUUUAUAAUAGAGAUGCACUGUUCUGAAUUUUGUGGCUGAUUUCUGAUAUCUGGGUUUUGUGACGGUUGGACCUGCAAAUAUUACAUUUGUCCCAUGCAGAUAGGUUUUGAUAAUGGCAAAAGACAAAAAAAAAAAAACAACAAUUUUUUUCUAUCCUCCUUGCUGUGUGGCGUCUUGAAUUAUUUAUAUUAGAUGCAGAAGUGUCAUCAAACUGUGUGUGACUGAGCAGAACAGAACUUUACUAUUAUUUUAAACGCCUCCAAAAUGAUUUGACUUUUCAAAAUGUCUUUCGCAUCUUGUAUUAGCAAUUAUCACGGUUAGCAUGGCUAGCAUUGCUAAAACAGCAUCCUCUGCUGUUUAUUCGCUUGAGAAGGUAGAUCCUAAGGCCUAAAUGGAUGAUAGCAGAACAACUUUGAAUAAUACGUUUAGCCUUCCUGUUUUUUGCUUUAUGUCUCGCACUCUCUUCCCCUCCUGCAGCCUGAGUGAACGCCACAGGCAUGUCUCAAUGUUUCGUUGAAAAUCGUAGCUUCUUACACCUCUCUGCUUCCCGACUUUGUUUUUCAACACCCCAGUGAUACUGAAGAUAGUUAACGUUGAGUCUUCUUCACUCAGGCAUCCACACAGCAGAGUGUUGUUUUCAGCACAGAGCAGAAAAAGAUCCGAUCUCUGUUUUUCCAGUUUCCCGGUCAUUGGUUGGGGCCCAUCAAGCUGAAAAUUCUCUGUGCAUCUCUAUUUUAAAUUAUGGAGAACCUUUAGAGAACCGAGUGACAUGAUCAUUUGUCUCAGCUUUUCACUGUGGAACAUGAACCUUUGCACAUACUAGCUUUCUCUUUCUCCAGACUCCUAGCAGCAGAGAAACUGCCUGAUGUCCUUUAAAGUCUUUUUCUCUGAGGUCUACAAUCUUUUCACAUUUUCAUCUUUACCUAAAAAAGGCUUUUUCAGCUUGUGAAAGCCGUAUCUUUUAUUAUCAGGUUUGUAAAUUUGGUACUUCAUUACGCCACUUUUCUACUGAAUUUCUAGAUCCAUCUCAUACCACCCAUAGUUUUUAUCGAACUGAUACUAAAACGUUUUUGCAUGCCAUUUUAGGGCAGGUUUAAAGAAAUGGAGGUUUAUUAGUGUUUGUGCAGUAGUAAUGAGUUUUUGUCUUACAAGCCAUCCCUUUACCUGCAGAAGUGGGUGGAGAGAACACAAGCAGAUUUUACACUGACUGUUUCUCUUUCCAUGUAAAGUUUACCCACUGCCGUCCGUCCAGCCUUCGCUUCACUCAUUCUGCUCUACAUCUCUGUGGUCAGUGGCCUCGGCGCUCAUCGGGUUCCUCCUUUUACGCUCAAGGUUCUGUUCUUAACUCGACUUUUUUACCAGAUGGAACUGAUUGUAAGGUUGAUUGUAAAAAUUCUCAGCGGAUUCGCCGUAGUGUCACUGGAUCAGCUCGUUAUCGACCAAGCACAUACUUACCGUCACUGAUCUGUUUCUCUUUGACGCAUUCAUGGACACCAAAGACAUUCGCCUGAAACCCACAUCUACCCUCAGACAGUUAUGUCCAUACACUGUCAUCAGGAUGCUCCAUGCAGUUAUAAUUUAGAAAAAAAUUACUUUAACCUCAUUUAGUAGAAAGUGCCAAUUUUGGUUUUGAGGCUUGAAACAAAUGAACCCGCCAGUCAUAUAUUUGUUUCUGAGAGUUGCCUUUAUGUGCUUUGUAUACACUCCCAGAGUCAUUUGACACUAUUAUUAAUUUCGUUUUUAUUUAAACAAGUUAUAAGACAGAUGUGAAUUCAUAAGGAGGCAUUUAAUGAGAAUAUGUCCUACCAGGGACUUUCAUGUCUUCCUGAUCUGUGAAAUCCACCUUUUAUUGUGCGCAUAUGCUUAUUCUGUGUAACAAAACCCAAUGACAAAACAAAAAAUUAAGAAAUAAGAUAUGACAAGUUUAAUCAAAGCUCCAUUGUUCCUGCAAUUCAUUUUUCAGCUUUACAACCGUUGCCUCUCGCUUUAGGCACUCCCAGCUAUCACAGUGGUGAUUGUGAAAAGUGUUUUUAAAACUAGAAAAGACCAAUGAUAUGCAAAAUCAUUGGCAAAUGGGUGCAGGAUUUGGACCAAUCCAACUGAGCUUUUCAAUCAUUUAGAUCCAGGUUCUUUAAUUUUUGUGGACUUUUUCCUCAAAGUUAGACUUCAGAGAUGAAAAAAAGUUUUAUCUGUUUCGACAUUUUAUUGUCUGUUUUAUUUUAUCAGAUUUGUAUUUGGAUUAACUGACAAACAGUGAUGAUUGGUAACCUAAAGCUAGCGAUCAGCACAUUAUGUGCAGUGUUGCAUACUUUUACAUUGACAAAUUUAUUCACUACAGCUGAUCUCAUAUUCAUUAAAAUUCAAAUUAUUUUAUGAUUUUUGUCUACAUUUAGAACAUCUUACAUCUUGGCUUCUCUGUAAACAUGCAAGCUUUUCCUGUCAGGCUGAAGUUUAGCUCCACUGUCAAAUAGAUGUUUAUUUUUUAGUGGAUGAAGCAUAUUUGUUUUAUGGUAUGUUCUUAUUGUACCAUGUUUGUUUUCCAUCAUGGGAUGUUCAGUCUCGUCUGCAUCCUCUUGUUUCUCCAACUUUUCAUCUACCGUGCAAUCUAUGCAACACCUGCUCUGGUAUCCCCGCUUUGAAGCUGAAUGAAGAUGUGGAAUGAUUUUAACAUGUAAAUACUGUAUAAAAAAAGAAAAGACCAGUCGGUCUAAAUGAGAUGUGUGGAAUAGCCAACGGGAAAAAAUGGAAAUUGUUUUCAAAUGAUGUAACAAUGAAUGUUGUCGUAAAUAUUUUUUUAUAUGUCCAAAUUGCUAGGUGAAAUAAAUAUGAACGGAUAAAAAAACCAUAGUGGGAAAGCUGUCAGAAGAACACUACAAAGGGACGUUUUUAUUAAUUUAUAAAUUCAUUGCUUAGCAAUA